This is a messenger RNA of Phytophthora nicotianae INRA-310, 162 nucleotides long. RefSeq lists its product as hypothetical. Lineage: Eukaryota; Oomycota; Peronosporomycetes; Peronosporales; Peronosporaceae. The record is from RefSeq and is a predicted model, not a curated record. Bases 1 to 162 code for a protein of 53 amino acids. The transcript has a single exon.
AUGGGGUACGAGUAUCUUCUUACUCCCAAAUCUACCCUUCGCAAGAGGAAACCCAAGGCCAUGGUGAGCACGAAAAUCGACUUAACCGCGUACUUCCUUUUCUUCUUCAAAGGAGAUAAGAAACUCACCGCUACUUGUCGCUCGGAGUUGACGAGUAUCUGA